Dermacentor silvarum is the source of this 2244-nucleotide messenger RNA. Its product is annotated as phospholipid-transporting ATPase ABCA3. The transcript is spliced from 12 exons. The record is from RefSeq and is a predicted model, not a curated record. Gene Ontology annotation, biological process: lipid transport; transmembrane transport. Gene Ontology annotation, molecular function: ABC-type transporter activity; lipid carrier activity; ATP binding. Gene Ontology annotation, cellular component: intracellular membrane-bounded organelle; membrane. Bases 1 to 2244 code for a protein of 747 amino acids. Lineage: Eukaryota; Metazoa; Arthropoda; Arachnida; Ixodida; Ixodidae.
AUGGUCACGUGGACGUUGGGUAGCGUGCUGUUGCUGGCCAUGAUGAGCCAAAUCAACGGUCCUCAUGGAUUGACCUUUAUCUUCCGCACCAACCCUAUGAUCGUCUUCUCUGCCAUGCUCAUCUUUAACUCGGGAUACAUUCUCAUCGGCCUCUUCACCUCGCUCUUUUUCGACACAGCGAGUCUGGGACUGGCGUGCGGACUCAUCCUGUGGACGGUCUCCCUGCUGGGUCCCUUCCUGUCGCUGGAGUGGUCGGCGCGCACGGUGUCCGCCUACAUCUCGACCAAGAGCAAUUCCAAGAUAGUCGCCUCCUUGGUGCCCAUACACGGAAUGUACUUCUUCUUCCGCAUCGUCGAGUUCUACGAGUCGUACGACGUGCCGUUUGGCUGGCCGGCCAUCUACCGGAAGGCACUGGGUAAAGACAACGUGACCCCGUUCACCCUCAUGCUGUGCAUGGGCGCCAGCUCGUUCGUGUUCAGUGUCGCCAUCUGGUAUCUGGAGGCCGUGCUACCCUGGACCAACGUGGUGCCGCUGCCACUGCACUUUCCCUUCAUGGCAAGCUACUGGAACGUGAUCCAAGAGGAGAUCAAGGCGGCGGGUACCCAAGAGAGCAGCCAUUCCCAGGAGGAAGGCCAAGAGAACUUCGAAGAGGAACCGCGCCAUCUGCUGCUCGUGCUAGAAACCAUCGACCUCUGCAAGGUAUACCGCAACAAGUUUGCAGUGGAUCAUCUCAACAUGCGACUCUACUACGGCCAGAUAUUCGUAUUGCUGGGUCACAAUGGCGCUGGCAAGACCACCACAUGCAGCAUGCUAUCCGGAUUUUUACGACCGACAUACGGCACGGCAAUCAUCGAAGGAUUCGACCUAAUCAAGUACCAUGACGACUCGCUGGAAAACGUGCGCGUGUGUCCACAACACGACAUGCUGUACGAUGACAUGACGCUCUACGAACAUCUUUAUUUUUUCGCCCUCGUUCAGCGCGUCGCCCCCGAGGCCAUCGCAGAGCAAGUCGAGGUCUUAGUGAAGUCGCUUCACUUCGCAUCGCACCUGCAUAGUUUGCCGCGGGCCUUGCCUUCGGGUAUCAGGAAGAAGCUCGGCCUAGCCAUUGCAAUCAUCGCCGAUCCCAAGGUGCUCAUCCUGGACGAACCGACGGCUGGCCUGGACCCCCAGAGCCGUCACGAGGUGUGGGACCUGCUGCAGAAGAUGCGUCGCUCGUGCACCAUGCUACUCACCACACACGACAUGGAGGAGGCGGACGUCGUUGGGGACCGAAUCGCCAUCCUUGCCGAGGGCACGAUACGCUGCUGCGGCUCGUCGCAGUUCCUCAAGCAUCGAUUCGGUACGGGGUACCAUAUGGAUAUCGGCAAGCGGCUACACCGAUGCGACGUGCAGGGCAUCAUCUUGGUGGUGAAGACGUACGUGCCCACCGUCCAGUUGGUGUCCGAGACCUCUAAGAUGCUGCGCCUGUCUCUUGGUGUGACCUCGUCCGAGGGGUUCGUGGACAUGUUCAAGGUGCUCGAGCGCUUUCGCUCCAAGUUGGGCAUAGUGGAAAUGACCGUGUCCGUUACCACCAUGGAAGACGUGUACCUCAGGAUCGCGGACGAGAUGAUGGAAGAGCAGGCGGAGACCCUGACGGCCGCGGGGCAGGCGCCGUCGACGAACCCUGUGGACGUGAACGCACUGCGCGACAGCUGCGACGGGUGCGUGUGGCGCACGUCUACGCUACAGUGCCUGCGCGCGCUGAUCCGCAAGCGCUGCCAGUACGCUCGUCACCAGUGGGCGCUGCCGGUACUCGGAAUAUUCGCGCCAUGCUUGCUCCUCGGAUUGCAAGGUUACCGGGAACGAAGCACCGCGAGGGCAGCUGUUAACCUGACGGACGUGUACCAUUACGACAUAAUGGCGAUGUACAACUUCAGCGUGGCCUCCAUGCUGACGUCCGACGAGGAGUCCGUGUUAAUAUCGCAGUACUACCGUCAACUCAUCGAGCAAAAGGGUGUCGAAGUGACGCGAGUUCGUGACGUCACAGACUACCUGCUAGAAGUUGGCAUUCGCAGCUUGGAUGAGUACAUGAAAUACGUGGUCGGCGCCAGCUUCCUCCUUGUCGGCAAAAAGAAAUCCACGCGCGCAGACCCAAGUGAGGGAGUCGUCCAGCUGGGCCUCUCCAAGGAUUACGAAGGCAGGCUGGCCAUUGCCUGGUACGCUGUCGCGACCCUUGGUGGUAUAGUUUUAUUUGGUUCGCCUUGA